CUCGCCCAGCCUGCUCCAGAGCCGUCACACAUUCUUUGGUUUGUCGACUCCUCGGACACACCUCAGCCAACACAGCAAUGUCUGACUUCUCGGAAGAUCAAAUUAUUGAGUUUAAGGAGGCAUUCUUGCUGUUCGACAGGACAGGAGAUGGCAAGAUCAGCUUCAGCCAGUGUGGUGAUGUCAUGCGGGCCCUGGGCCAGAACCCCGUCAAUGCCGAGGUGCUUAAGGUCCUGGGCAACCCCAAGGCCGACGAGUUGAACUGCAAGAUGCUCGACUUUGAGCAGUUCCUGCCCAUGUUCCAGGCCAUCGCUAAAAAUAAAGACCAGGGCUCCAUGGAGGACUUUGUGGAGGGGCUGCGUGUCUUUGACAAGGAGGGCAACGGCACAGUAAUGGGAGCAGAGCUUCGUCACGUCCUCACCACGCUAGGUGAGAAAAUGUCAGAGGAGGAAGUUGAGACACUCUUGGCUGGACACGAAGAUGCCAAUGGUUGCAUCAAUUAUGAAGCGUUUGUCCGCCACAUCAUGUCAGGCUGAGGGCCGAACUCGUCAGGAUGGUCAUGAACGGGUGAAGACGAAGAGCAGCCAACUUUUUCUACCCUGUCACAUGUACCCCAUAUUUUCAGUUUGCUUCGACAUCACCUGCCCCCCCAACCUUUUCCAUGGAUUGGUUUUCCACAUUGGUUUGAUUUAAGAAGUGCCUUUUACAUUCCCUACGAAGACCAGAGGGCCCCGUCUUUGCCGGCAGGUCCAUUCACAGAUGUGACCAACGUGUAUGCAUUCAGAUGUCUUAAUGCUCGCAUUGUUUGCAUUAUCAUUCCCAGAUGCAGCACUUAAGAUGACAUGCAUCAAUAAAGAUAUACUGUAAUUAUUCAUACUAGUGUGUCAAUGUUGGAUGGGACAUUAAUAUAUAUACAUGUAUGGUAUCCAGCUGUCAGCAACCUACUGUAUCAUUGGCUAAACAUUUCUUUGGCAGAGGAAUUUGUUCCUCCAAUCAUGCGGUAAAUCGCUAUAUUCAAAACCAUACUAUCAUACAGUAAAAAAAAAUUGUUAAAUGUGCUCCCAUGUUUUUAAUUCCCCUAAAUCUUUUGCUUCAUUUAAAUAAAUGUUUUUCCUGAAAACUAA
Pseudoliparis swirei is the source of this 1121-nucleotide messenger RNA. RefSeq lists its product as uncharacterized. The coding region runs from base 78 to 533 and encodes 151 amino acids. Lineage: Eukaryota; Metazoa; Chordata; Actinopteri; Perciformes; Liparidae. The transcript is spliced from 7 exons. Gene Ontology annotation, molecular function: structural constituent of muscle; calcium ion binding. Gene Ontology annotation, cellular component: myosin II complex. The record is from RefSeq and is a predicted model, not a curated record.